Molecule: messenger RNA, 213 nt
Organism: Mycotypha africana
Lineage: Eukaryota; Fungi; Mucoromycota; Mucoromycetes; Mucorales; Mycotyphaceae
Exons: 4
Coding region: 1-213 (70 amino acids)
Cellular component (GO): endoplasmic reticulum
Source: RefSeq, a predicted model, not a curated record
AUGACCGUGACACCUCUUUGGGCUACUGCACCUACACUCCGUAAACGAAACCAACUUUACCAUAACAGAUCGAUGAAGGGAACUGUUGCUGCUAAGGCGCAGGAGAAAUCAAAGGCUGCUAAUAAGCCCUCUUACCCUUAUUGGGCUGUUAUUCUUCUAAUUUUUGCCCUGUUUGGUGGCAUUAUCUUGCAGCUCAUCGACUAUUUCUUUUAA